GCAGCCCCAGUCCGGAGCCCAGCCCCCUGCCCCAGCCCUGCAGGCUGGUUCCUGAAGCCCAGCCCUGCUCCAGAGCCCAGCCCAGAUCUGAGACCCAGUCCCCCUCUAGAGCCCAGGUCAUCUCUGAGACCAAGGUCACCUCUAGAGCCCAUACCAGUUCUGAGACCAAGCCUAAUUCUGAGACCAAGCCCUGCUCUAGACACCAAGCCAGCUCUGAGGCCAAGUUCAUCUCUAGAACUUCAUCUGGUUCUGAGACCCAACCCAGCUCUAGAACCCAGGCAAGCUCUGAGACCAGGUUCAACUCUAGAACCUAUACCAGUUUGGAGACCAAGCCCAGCUCUGAGACCAAGCUCUGUUCUAGAUCACAGGCCAGCUCUGAAGCUAAGUUCAUCUCUAGAACACAAUCCAGUUCUGAGACCCAACCUAGCUCCAGAACCCAGUCCAGUUCCAAAACUCAGCCCACCUCUAGAACCCAGGACAGCUCUGAGGCCAAGCCGAGUUUUGGCAUUAAGUCAAGUUCUGGAACCCAGACAAGUUUUAAGACCCAGCCCAGCUCUGUGAUCAAUGCCAGUAUCAGAAGCCAGCCCAGCUCUAUGACCAAGCCCUGCCAUAAAACUCAACCUGACUCUGGAACACAAGAUAGCUCCAUGAUGCUGUCAGACCUGGACACCCAGUUUAGUUCAGGAACACCAGUUAGUUCUGAAACCCAGGUGAGACUUAAGAAUCAGCCCAACUACAGAAACCUCUCCAGCGUAGGAUUCAAAGACAGCUCCCAAACCCAACCCUAUUCACGAACCCAGACCAGCUCAGGAACCCCGAUGCAUGGGGCAGCUCAGCCCAGAUCCCAACCCUGCUCUAAAACUCAGUUUCACUCAAGUAUCCACCCCCAUUCUGGGGCCCAGUCCAGCUCCAGUGAUGAGUCCAGCUCAGAAACUGAGCCCAGCUCUAGACCCCAGCCUAGUGCUACAACCAGGCCCAUCUCUAGAAUUCAGACGAGCCCUGGAACCUCAUCCAUCUCUGAGGUAAGGCCUGUCUCCACAACCCAGCUUGAUGCUGAACCCCACUCUCACUGCAGUACGAAGACCAGCUCUAGAACACCUUCCAACUCUGGGGCCCAGACCAGCUUCAAGGACUGGCCAAUUUCCAGAGCUCACUCCAGAUCAGGCACCCAACCCAGCUCUAGAACUCAACCCAGUUCUGGAGCACAGACGGUCUCUGAAAUCUCAUCGAGCUCCAAAACACAGUCAGUUGCUGAUACUGAGUUGAGUUCCAGAAUCCAGCUAAACUCUAGUCCUGGGACCCAGACCAAUGCAGUAACAGACUUAAGCUCCACAACUCUGUCUAGCUCCAAGAGCAGGCCCAGCUCCAGGACCCAGGCCUGCAUGGCUCAAUCACCUUCUGGGACUCAGCUCAUCUUGGAAACCCCUCAGGCCACAACCCAAGGCAGCUCUGAUAUUGAUCCAAACUUUGCAAAGCAGGUCAGCUCUGCAACUCAGCUCAUCUCUAGAGUCCAGUUCAGCUCUGAGACUCAACUCAACUCUGAAACCCCCACCAGCUCAAGGAUACAGCCCAGUUCUGGAACCCACCUUAGUUCUAGAAUCCAGCCUGUUUCUGGAACUAAACCCAGCUUCAGAACCCAGACAAGUUCUGGAGCCCAGCUUGGUUCGGAGACCCAGCCCAGUUCUGGGGCCCAGACCAGUGCAAGAAUUCAACCCAGCUCUGGAGCCCAGCUCAGCUCCAGAACCCAGCUUAGUACCAGGAUUCAGUUUAGCUCUGAGAACCAGCCAAGCUCUGGAAGCCAGACCAGUUCAAGAAUGCAGCCCAGCUCUGAAGCCCAUCUUAGCUCCAAAUCCAAGUCCAGCUCUGGCACCUGGCUUAGUUCUGAGUCUAAGCUCAGCUCCAGAACCCUACCCAGCUCUGAAACUCAGGCCAGUUCAAGAAUACAGCCCAGCUCUGGAACCCAACUCAGUUCCAGAACCCAGCCUGUUUCUGGAACCCAAACCAGUUCUAGAACCCAGACCAGUUUUGGAACCCAGCUCAGAUCUGAGACUCAGCCCAGCUCAGACACCCAGCCAAGCUCUAGAACCCUGACCAGUGCAAGAAUUCAGCCCAGCUCUGGAGCCCAGCUCAGUUCCAGAACCCAGCCCAGCUCUAGGAUUCAGUUCAGCUCUGAGACUCAACCCAGCUCUGAAACUCAGGCCAGUUCAAGAAUACAGCCCAGCUCUGGAGCCCAGCUCAGUUCCAGAACCCAGCCUGUUCCUGGAACCCAAACCAGUUUUAAAACCCAGACCAGUUUGGGAACCAAGCUCAACUCAGACACCCAGCCCAGCUCUGGAACCCAGACCAGUGCAAGAAUUCAGCCCAGCUCUGGAGCCCAGUUCAGUUCCAGAACCCAGCCCAGCUCCAGGAUUCAGUUCAGCUCUGAGACCCAGCCCAGUUCUGAAAUCCAGACCAGUUUAAGAACUGAGCCCCACUCUGGAAUCCACCAUAGUUCUAGAACCCAGCCUGUUUCUGAAACCCAAUCCGGCUCCAGAACCCAGACCAGCUUAAGAAUCCAGCUCAGUUCUAGGAAUGGGCUUCGCCCACAGACCCCAGGCCUUGACCCUAGAAUCCAGUCUGAUCCCACUCCUCCAGCCCGACCUCAGCCCCCAGACCCACCACCAAGAGCCCCAACUCCGGGCCCCAGCAAAGUCUCUCAGCCUCAACCCCAGCCCCAUGAUCUGGUACGUGGAACCCAGGCCAAUACUGGCAGAAGCCUGCCGACACCCCACCUGGCCCCAAAGCCGCAGGCCCCCUUGACUCGCCAGAAACCAGCCCUUUUACCUAAGCCCCAGGUGGGACCCCGUAAGUCCACCCCACCUACCACAUCUGUCACCCCUAGUUCUGCCUCCGGGGUGGCCCUCCUUCGGUCCCAGCUCCCUGAAUCCCCAGCUCAGGAGCCUGCCCACACCCCCAUGCACAGGGGGUCAGGGACUGCUCUGCGAGGGUCAGAGCCCCUCCCCCACCACAAGGAGCUGUAGCUUAGGGGUGACAUAGUUUUGGCCCUUGGUGGGCCCCAUCCUCUCUCCUUCCCCUCCCAGCUCUGGUCCCCCAGAAACGGCAGGUGACCUCAUUCCCCCACAGGUCAGGGGAGGGAGGAUGGAAACGGGCUUCAGUUUCAUUGGGCCUGGCUCUGGGCGGUGUAAGCAGAUCCCAGGUCUGUGGAAGGGAAAGGGGGAGAGGGAGGGGCAGGAGGUGGUUUGCUCUUCAUGUACCUCGAGGGCUCAUGGGGAAUAAAGGCACAUCCCACCCCUGCAGCCAGGUGUGUUGUAUUUGAGGGAGGUUUGGGGAGAGCAGAGGCAGGGGCAGGCAUGAGGGUCCGGGGGGCUAGCACAACACUGGCUGCUUCUUAAGCACCUACUAUGUGCCAGGUGCUUUGCGAGUACUCACUGUGCAUGGGUUCGUGUAUUCACACAUGCAUGACGCUCCUCAAAACCUCAGUCAUUCGUCCAUUCGGUCCAUCUUUUUUGAGCACUUAUUGUGGGCCAAGUGCUGUUUGUUCAAGACACUGGGAGUCUGAGUGUUAAGUGAAUGACCGGCUAAACGAUAAGCUUAUAAGGGAAUGACUGCAUCUAGGAUGGAGGAAGCGUGUGUCACUCCGUGGCCUUGUGUGCGUCUCCCACGGGUUUAAUACCAGAACCCUCUCUAGGGGCGACAGGAAGGAUUCCAGAAGACUGGACUCAAUGGGGAGGUGGGCGAGGAGCCAAAACCCAGUCUCAUCCCCUCUGCCCGGCCCCGCCUUCUGCUCGGUUGCCACAGGGCUGGAUAACAAUCUGAUGCGCCAAACUUCAACAAGUGACCACUGACUUCCAGACCCAAAGGGAAAUAAAGCCGCUGGGAUACAUUUUGGCAAGAGAGGGGGCGUCCUGCCCAUUUAUAUUGAAUCUUUUCUAGGCAGAGCCUUCUCAGGUUGGGGUGUCAAAGGGGAUCAA
Messenger RNA from Myotis brandtii (Brandt's bat), 3971 nucleotides. RefSeq names its product cell wall protein RBR3-like. NCBI's taxonomy places the organism in Eukaryota, Metazoa, Chordata, Mammalia, Chiroptera, Vespertilionidae. The transcript has 2 exons. The record is from RefSeq and is a predicted model, not a curated record. The coding region runs from base 594 to 3020 and encodes 808 amino acids.